GCAGGUGGUGACACCGUGCCAGAUCCGGCCCUCCUCGUCGGUGGAGUUUUACCCAAGCCGCCCGCUUCGCCUUCAAUUCAACCGUCCCCGUCCCGUCCGCCUCACGUCGGCAGUAGGGGACGACGACGAGGGAGACCACACCUGCACACCACUGUGGGUGUGGGUGGGGCAGUGGGAUUGGGAAGGAAGGAGGAACCGUCCUCGUCUGGUCUGCCCACGCGCUUCCAUUCCAAGGGAGGAUCACAUGCUCGCUCGCGGACGACGCACACCUACCAAUUCUGCAGAUCAUCGACCUCUCGCCGCCACCGCCACCGCCAUCUCUACGGCGCCGCGCUCCUAAUCCCCACCCACCCGAAUCGCUCCGCCACUCGCGCGUUAAGUGGCCUCCCUCUGAGUCAUCGGUCGGAUCUAGCGCCUCUGCGGAUUGGCCGCCCGCGCGAUCUGGUCAUCGUGGGGAUGCGGGGGGAGGAGGGGCGGAGGGGGAGGCGAUGAGCGGCGCCGCCUCGCUGGGGCUGCGCACGGGGAGCUGCGGCUCCCUGCCCGCGGCGGGCGCGGGCGCCGGCGCCGCCGUCCCCGUCGGGAGGAAAGCCCGGGGCUGGGGCCUGCGCGCCGGCGCCGGCGCCGGCGGCGGGGACAAGGAGCGCCUGCAGCUGCUGCACCGCGCGCUGCGCCUCGUCGGCCGCCGCGGGGCCGGACUGCUCCUGCUGCUCGCCGUCGCCUCCGCCGCGCUCUUCUGCUCCCUCUUCGCCGUCGUCAAAGAUGACAACACUUCUUCAAUUAUCAUUGCUAGCAACUACGAAGUCACCAAUGCCAUCCAGAAUUCUGUAUACCCCAGCACAACAAGGCCUCUUAUGAUGUCCAAUGACCACAACAAAUUCGAGCAUCCAAAUCGGCUUCAUCUUUCACCUGGAAACUUCACAAAUCAUCCUUGUGAAGGUUUCGCAGUUCCUCCUAUCCUGUUUGAUAAGAAACGCACUGGGCCUCGACCAUGCCCUGUUUGCUAUGUCUCGGUAGAUCAGGCAUUUGCUCUGAUGCCUCUACAAGCUUCGCCAUCUCCUGUCCUUGAAAACUUAGAUUAUGCCUUGGAAGACAGCGUCACAGCAAAUUUCUCAAAUCCGGGCUCUGCAUUUGGAGGGCAUCUAUCUCUGGAGCAGAGAAAUAAAUCUUUUGACAUUACCAAUUCGAUGACUGUCCACUGUGGAUUUGUUAGAGGAAAGAAACCUGGCCAAGGUACCGGAUUUGACAUCAGUGAUGAUGAUCUGCUAGAAAUGGAGCAAUGCCGUGAGCUUGUUGUAGCUUCCGCCAUUUUCGGGAACUAUGAUAUGAUUCAACAUCCAAGGAAUGUCAAUGAAUUGUCAAAGGCAAAUGCGUGUUUUUAUAUGUUUGUAGACGAAGAAACAAUGGCUUAUGUCAAGAAUUCCAGCUCACUGUACAAAGAUAAUAAAGUUGGCUUAUGGAGGCUAGUGGUUGUCCGAAACCUCCCUUAUGAAGAUCCAAGGCGCACGGGGAAGAUUCCCAAGCUUCUGCUCCAUAGGCUAUUUCCAAAUGUAAGAUUUUCAGUUUGGAUAGACGCAAAGCUUCAGCUUGUUGUGGAUCCUUAUUUACUGCUUGAGAGGUUUCUGUGGAGAAAGAAUUCUAGUUUUGCGAUAUCUCGGCACUACAGACGUUUUGAUGUGUAUGAAGAAGCAGAAGCUAAUAAAGCUGCUGGAAAGUAUGACAAUGCAUCAAUCGAUGAACAAAUAGAUUUUUACAGAAAUGAGGGCCUAACACAUUAUUCUCCCGCCAAGCUUCCUAUCACAAGUGACGUCCCAGAAGGCUGUGUGAUCAUCAGAGAACACGUCCCUAUCUCGAACCUCUUCACAUGUCUUUGGUUCAAUGAAGUUGACCGUUUCACCGCCAGGGAUCAAAUUAGCUUCAGCACCGUCCGGGACAAAAUAAGGGCUAAAGUCGGCUGGAUGCCCCAGAUGUUCCUGGACUGCGAAAGGCGCAACUUUGUUGUCCAGGCAUACCACAGGGAGCUGCUAGAGCAGAUGAUUGCGUCCGGCAGGAACACGCCUCCGAUCGCGGUCGAACCAUCUCGGAAAAUCAGACCAGGUAGCAGCAGGAGAGCUCCCCCGUCGAAGAAGCCUGUCGUGAGGCGGAAAAAGGAGAAGAAAUCGAGCUCGCGGAGGCGGGCCGCGAAGCCGGUUACCUGGGCGAUGGAUGCUGGGUGACGGAGGUUCACCGGGAUGGAUGGACGGACUCCUGUCACUCGAUAGUUGGGUGUGGCCGUAUGUAUGGCAGCUGGUGCCACUAGGUGGGGAGAGGGAGAGAGAGAAGGAAUGGAGGAUUGUAAUUUUUUGCCGGCCACGAAAUGGAAUUUGUUGAUAGCCAAUUCUUCAUUGUUGUUGUAAAUAACAGCGGAAAGCAGUAUCAUUCAAUGAGCCCGGCCUGUUUUGGGUCGAGUUAUUACAGUAAA
Molecule: messenger RNA, 2458 nt
Organism: Aegilops tauschii subsp. strangulata
Lineage: Eukaryota; Viridiplantae; Streptophyta; Magnoliopsida; Poales; Poaceae
Product: probable hexosyltransferase MUCI70
Source: RefSeq, a predicted model, not a curated record